Setaria italica (foxtail millet) is the source of this 4477-nucleotide messenger RNA. RefSeq lists its product as uncharacterized. NCBI's taxonomy places the organism in Eukaryota, Viridiplantae, Streptophyta, Magnoliopsida, Poales, Poaceae. The record is from RefSeq and is a predicted model, not a curated record. The transcript has 17 exons. Bases 140 to 4420 code for a protein of 1426 amino acids.
GGCCAUUUAUUAUUCCUUCAACGAUCUCGGCCGCCUCCUCUUCCCCCUUCCGUUCCGUUGGCGUUUGAUCCUUCGCACCAGAUUGCUGCGACCCUCCGAAUUCCCAUUUCGCGGUUGAGAGCUUCGAUCUCUUGCGCGCAUGGAGGAGCUCUCCGGCGAGGCCACCGCCUCGCUGGCACCGGAGCCGCGCGGGCGGGCGGAUGAGGACGGGAGGUCGCCGCGGGAACCGCCGGAGCCGCGCAGGCGGGCGGAUGAGGACGGGAGGUCGCCGCGGGAACCGGCGUUCGAGGACGCAAUGGAGGAGGCGUCGACCGCCUCAGCGUCGCCGGUCGCGUGCCGCGAGGGCGAUAGCGAGGCCGCCGCGGAGGCCUCGCCGUCUUCGUCGCCCUCAGCGUGGAGAUCGCAGGGCGACGGGCCGGCCGCUGCGGAGGAAGUGGAAACGUACGACUCGCCUUCGGCUUCAUCAUCGGGGUGCGCGGCGAUGGAGGGGGAGGAGUCCCCGUCGGUUGUUGAAUCGCGAGAGGAGCCGGGGAGCGUGGAUACGGGAAGCGCCGCGUCUCCCUCGGAGCAGCUCGCGAGAGGAGCGGAGGAGCAUGAGAGUCCGAUGGCCACGCCAAGGGCAGGAUCGCCGUUGAGGGAGGAGACGGAGUCGAGUAUGCACUCGGCGCCAUCGUCCCCGGCGCGCUCAGCCACGUCGACGUCGUCUUCGCCGCUGUCGCAGAUCAAGCAGCAGGCGCGGCAUGUUCGAACAGGCAGCUUCCAGCGGUUCCGGCAGCAGAUGCAGCGCGCUUGGAAGUGGGGGCCGAUUGGAGGCGGAGGAGGCGGAGAGAGGAGCCCCAGGGAACAGUUGCUGCGGACGUCUCUGAACAUUGAGGCCAUGGCGAAUCAGAAGCGGCAGUGGUAUCAAAUCCACUCCAAGCUAUUUCUUCCAUCUCUGCAGGAUCACUGGCAAUAUAAGGAACCAGCAUCGCUCUUUGAACAUUUUUUUGUAGUUGGUCUCCACUCUUAUGCAAAUGUUGGAGUAAUUGAGGAUGCUUUUGCGAAAAAGAAAGCUUGGGAAUCUAAUGUAGCACGCUCAGAGAUAGUAGAUCUUAGAAAAAUCCAGUAUCAUGGACCUAUUCCAUCAAUGGAACCCCAGAUUCUUUUCAAGUAUCCACCUGGAAAGAGAGCGGAAGUUAGGGAGAAUGAUUUGCCCUCAUUUUGUUUUCCUGAAGGUGUAAAGGCUCGCUUAAUAGAGAGGACUCCAUCCAUGAGUGACCUGAAUGAAAUGAUAUUUGGGCAGGAACAUUUGUCUCGAGAUGAUCUGUCUUUUAUCUUCUCCCUUAAGGUAUCAGACAAUGCACCACUAUAUGGUGUUUGUCUGCAUGUCCAGGAGAUAGUUCAAAAGGCACCAGGUAUACUAGGCGUGGUCUCACCCCUAAACCCCACUUCCUAUAAGCCAAGUCGUUUCUUGGUUUCUGCACCACGUUGUUACUGUUUACUCACAAAGGUACCCUUUUUUGAGCUACACUAUGAGAUGUUAAACAGCAUAAUUGCACAGGAGAGGCUUGACAGGAUAACACAGUUUGCUAGUGAAAUUGCUCUAGCUGAACCAGUUCCUCGUUCUGUGAAAGAACAAGAUGGAGUAAAAGGGGAUUUUGAUUCCUCAAAUGGGAUUCCAUACAUUGACUGGACAGAAUAUGCUGUACCUGCCAACAGUAUAUCAGGUCUCAUUUCUUCAUCCGGUGUUCCAUCAGAAAGGGACAUGCCUUCAUAUUUGUUCAGGAGCUGCGGACCUAAUUCUCCUGAAAGUAUAUCUGCUAGUGAGAUUUCAGAUUCUAGUUAUGUCAGAGAAGUUGAUAAGGAGGGAAGGCAUAGUUUCCAGCAAUAUGAAGACUGUCUAUCGGAGAACUUGGAAUCCCGGUGUGAUAGCUUUGGGAGGGAAAAUUACAUACAUGAUAAUGGACAAACUUCCCCAGAUCUUCUGUCCAUGCACUCUCCUAUCUCUAGAAGAUUAGAGCGUGCACAAAGCGUGGAGUCUUUUUUAGACAGUUCAGUCAAAGUUGCUCGGUCAGAUGACGAAGAUGAAGUAAGUUUGAAGCAUGAAAUGAUUGUUGAUGAUGAAAAAGUUAUAGGAUGGGCUAAGGUCAAUGCACGUUUGGCGGCUGCAGAAGAAGCUCUUGCAUUAUCGAUAUGGACUACAGCUACACUUUGUCGUGCUCUAUCUCUGGAAAGUGUGCUAGGAUUAUUUGCUGGAGUUCUGCUGGAGAAGCAAACUGUGGUAAUAUGCCCAAAUCUGGGUGUCCUGUCCGCAAUUGUUUUAUCAAUUAUACCAAUGAUAAGGCCAUUCCAGUGGCAAAGUUUGUUACUUCCCGUUCUACCAAGGAAAUUGAUUGAUUUUCUUGAUGCCCCUGUACCUUUCAUUGUGAAGGCAUGUUCAUUGCCUCAACUUCCACGUUACAAGGAGCUUGUUUCUGAUCUCGGUCCAAUUCAUGCCAGACUAUCGUGUGAGAAUGCUUUGGCUAAGAGGCAUCCCAUCUAUAAAUGCAAUGAAGUUCAGGCUGAAGCAGCUUGGCAGUUCUUAAAUGUAAUGAGAUCCUACUUGGAAUCACUUUGCUCUGACUUGCGCUUUCAUACCAUCACAAAUGUUCAGUCCAACAAUGACAGGGUUUCUUUGCUUCUGAAAGACAGUUUCAUUGAUUCGUUCCCCUCAAAAGAUCACCCAUUUGUAAAGCACUACGGCGGCAGCCCGGAGGCCCGCACCAACCGCCGCUCCGCGCUCGACAUCUUUUACGGCCUCGCGCUCGCCGAGGCCCUGCUCUUCCUCCUCGAGAAGGCGCUGUGGCAGUGGAGGCUCGGCUACCACCGCCUCCUCGAGCGCGUCGCCGUCGAGUGCCACCUCGCUACCGCCUGCGGCACCGUCGCCGUCCGCCGCUUCUUCUACGACUCCUACUCGCGCUGCCUCAACGGCAGCAUCUUCGACGGCCUGCACAUGGACCUCGUGUCCUACGCCGACGACCUGCUCACCGCGGGCUCGCACGACGAGCAGCGCCUCGGCGCCAACAUCCUCGUGGCGCUCGUCGAGUCUGACCGCUUCGCCGACGCCACGCUCCGCAGGAUCGGCACGUCCGCGCCCACCGUCGAGCGCCUCAUCGAGAUGCUCAGCUGGAAGAACGCGUCGGAGAAGGACGUGCGCCGCUCCGCCGCGGUCGUCGUGUUCAUGCUCACGGGGAGGAAGCUCAACGCGCUCCGCGUCACCGGCAUCCCCGGCGGGAUCGAGUCCGUGGCAUCCUUGCUGUACGCCGACCUCGACGAGCUCAACCUCCUGGGGCUGUCCAUCCUCAACAAGCUCGCGCACGACCACGACAACUGCGACAAGAUCGGCAAGACCAGGGGCCUUCUCGACAAGAUCAUCUCGUACUCGAGCAUAGCCAGCGGGCCGGCGGCGGCGGCGCCGCCGACAGACACGCGACUCAAGGCAGUGAAGCAGUCGCUCCGAGUUGUGAAGAGGCUGGCGACCACGACGGGGACCACCGGAAAGCUACUUCGUGGGGAGCUCUCUGACAUCGUGUUCACGGUGAGUAACAUCAGGGAGGUGCUGCAGCAGCACGACGAGAAGGACAUGUCGGAGCUGCACCUGCUGGCGAUCGAGAUUCUGACGAGCCUCGCCAUGGAUGAGGAGGCGAGGGAGAUGAUCGGCGGGACGGGGGGUGUGGUCAGCGUGCUCCUCGCGAUGUUCUUGCCGGGAAAGGAUGCCGCAGCGCCCGACCGGCGGAAGGACGCGGUCCGGGUGGAGGCCGGCGAGGCUCUGGCGAUGCUGGCGCUCGACAGCCGGGCGAACUGCGGCGCGAUCAUCACGGCGUGCGGCGGCGGGGUGGCGCGGCUCAUCGAGGCGCUGGGUGAUCCCGUCGUCAUCAUCGGCGCCGCAAGGAUCCUGCGCAACCUGUGCACCUACGCCGGCGAAGAGUGGCAGCUCGCACUGAGAGGAGUCACCGCCGGCGCCACCAAGGUGCUGCGAAAUAUCAUGGUGGAGAAGACCAAGCUCCUCAACAUCUCCCUCAGCCUGGCGGCGCAGAUGCUCCGGUUCAUGGAGCCCGGGGAGCUCCGGGGGACCCUCGCCGCGGCGGGCGUCACGGAGGCGGCGCUGGCGCGGACGCUGGUGCUGGUCCUGCGGGAGUACGGCCGCCCGUCCUUGGUGGUGCCGCGCAUCCGGUUGUACACGCUCGAGCUCGCCAUCGCGCUGAUGCGGUCGGAGGAGGACGCGCGGUUCGUGGCGCUCUUCGUGGAGCUCGGGCUGGAGGGCGAGCUAAGGCGCGUCGCGGAGACCACCUCCGGGCUCGAGUGCUUCAACGUCUUCUCCGGCAGUGUCGGGCUCAACCGCCGCGCCGUCGGUGUCUGCUCGCUCGUCGAGACCGCCAGGGAGGUGAUGAGGCGAGGCUGACACGUCACAAAUCCUCAUCUUGUACGCUGAAAAAGCAAGCAGCCACGGCCGGUGUCU